This is a messenger RNA of Rubroshorea leprosula, 819 nucleotides long. The record is from the annotation of a GenBank genome assembly. NCBI's taxonomy places the organism in Eukaryota, Viridiplantae, Streptophyta, Magnoliopsida, Malvales, Dipterocarpaceae.
ACUAGUAAAAUUUAACCAUUUUAAUUAUCUAUUCUAAUAUUCAAGCCUCACAAUUUAUAAUAUCAUUGUAUCGUAGCGGAUGAUCCCUUCAAUGCCUUCACCUCUUCCUCUUGAACCAGUUGCUCUCAACUAUGGUUGUGAUGCAAAUCAUGAUAUCCCUUUUGCUACAAUUACUAGACCCUCUAAGGAAUUGUAGAGGAAAGAUGAGGAGAUUGGCCAUGGAAGUUGAAUUUAACUAGCAGUAAGAGGUAUGUUAAGGAGAUUGAAUUGAGACAUGUAGACUUUUACGAUUUUCACUCAAUGUUUUCUUUGGGACAUUCAGCACAGGAAGUGAAGCAAAAUAGAGGCAUUAGCAAGAGAUUGGCCGCCAUUUGCCUCAGUUGUUCGCAAUGAUAUAUUGAUUUAUCUAGAAAAGUUGAUGUACAUUGCCUUUUCAUCAUUCUUAGGAUUGGUUCUGUGCUUUUUUUGGAAUGUCACAGCUACUACUGCAGCAUACAUCAAAGGGGAAGGAUGGAAGCCAGGCAGUAAUGAGACUGCUUUGGUGAAUACCUAUCCAAUCCAAUCCAAGAAGCAUCAUACUAGGGAAUUGGAUAUAGUCUUGCCAUUAUGGAGAUAGUUUGCAACAUCUUACAAGAACUAAAGAUCAACCACCACAGUUUUGAACAUUACACAAUUGUCAGAAGAUUAGAAAGAUGCUCGUAUCUGUUUAUGGUGAAUGGAAGGGCAAAUUUUUGACAGGGAACAGAGAUUUUAUCUUGAAAAUUUUGUUGAUCGUGUUCACUGGUGCUUACUUACCGGGACUAAAUGAUACAUGGAAUG